UGCUCUGAAACCCCAACCGAGGGUUUAGGCAGAACCUGGUGCCUUCGCUCCUCUCUCUCUCUCUCUCUCUCUCUCAUGCUCUGACGAUGACGGAGACUGUGAGGCUGCGCGUGGAAUUCAAGGACCGGCACAUUCUGAGCAAGUCACAGAGCACCGACGGACUCCGACGGAGCUGGAUUCUCCUGAAACCUCAACACCGCACCAUCUCCGACCUCGCCGCCUAUCUCCUCCACGUCUUCGACCUCCACGAUUCUUGCCCCGAUGGCCUCCUCAUCUCCAUGGAUGAGUUUGUGUUGCCGCCGUUUGAGUCCACCUGCAUUUUCAAGGAUAGAGAUAUUGUCAGUGUGAAAAGGAAAGGUGUGUCUGAAGUUGACAUGAUUGAGGAUGGAAGAAACUGUAUUGAGGUUGAAGAAAUCGUGGAGAGGCAACUUGUGAAUGGAGGUAUGAAGCUUCUGGCUAAUGAGGAGUUCGAGAAGGAGAAGGGAGGGUAUGAAAGUGAGCUAGAAGAGGAUGAACCUGACCAGUUGGAAGAUAUAUUGCCGGUUAAAAAUGCGCUGGACAACGAUACAAGCACACUUUCCAAGAAAAGGAAGCGAUCAAAUAAACCUGAGAGCUCCAAGAAGAAGAGAAGUAAAUCUGCUACUACUGGAGGAUGUUCAGUUGUCCCAGAAGAUGUUCAAGGUGAUGUCCAAGAGGACAAGAACAGAAGCUCUCGUAAGCGUCGUCUUAGAAAGAGUCUUUCCAAGAAGGAAAAGUCAACUACUGGAGAGGGUGGGCUGGAUGAUUCAAGCACCUCUGAAACUGAUAAAAGGACCAACAACAUAAGUCAUUCUACACCCAGUGCAAACAGGCACAGUCAGCUUCAAGAGAAUGGCAUAAACGGUGUUGUUUCAUCUGACAAGCCUGAUGAAAGUAAAAAGUUGCCUAGUAGAAGUGCUCGACGUAAAAAGGCCAAAAGAAUAUGGAAGAGGGAAAACAUGAAAGCUCAGAAGGAAGAGUGUUCCAUUUUGCAGUUACAUCAGACACAGGUAGGCAAACCGGUUAAUCAGCAAUCAUCUGACAAAGAUAAUCAGAAAUCAUCAAACAAAGCUGAUCAACAAUCAUCUGACAAAGCUAAUCAGCAAUUAUCUGACAAAGAUAAUCAGAAAAGCUCUGAAGAAGAUGAACCAAAUACAGAUAAUGAUGAAGAAGACAACGUUGUUCCUGUAGUAACUAGGCCAGGACACAUUCGCUUUGCACCCCUCGGUAAAGUGGAAGCAGAUCAGAGUUUCCAGCAGAAUGAAAUUCCAGUGAAAACUUUUCAGUGGAAUGGAAUAACCAGCAAGAAGAAGGGUCAAAAAUGGGGUAUGGAGAAAACAUCAUAUUCAAAUAAGAGCAACUAUGAAGAUCUGUACCAAGAGUCAUCUAAAAUGCCUGGUAUUGAAGAAGAGAUUCCUGAAAAUUAUUCCAUAGACUUUAAUAAGCUUGAGCUCUCUACCAGUGUACCGAAGGAAGGUGAUCUAAUUGCAUAUCGGUUGAUUGAAUUAUCAUCAUGCUGGACCCCUGAAGUGUCUUCCUAUCGAGUUGGAAAAGUGUCACGGUACAACCUUCAAUCAAAUAAGAUUGUGCUAGUACAGGUUCCAGAAUAUCCCAUUGUUUUUGAGGAGACAGAUGAAGAAUCUGAGGUUCAACCAGAUACAUCCCUUUAUGGGGAAGAUGGUUCUUUAGAGAUAGAUUAUUCUUCUCUUAUCGAUGUCCGCAUUGUCAAGUAUGGGAACCUGAACACAGCCAAAGCAGUCACUGGAGAUCAAAAUGAUGUAUCCAGUUUUAGGCUCAAGAAUGGCACGGAAACUAGGGCUCUAUCAGGUUUCAGGCUCAAGAAUGUCAAAGAAACUCAGGCUGCUGCAUUAGGCUUCAGGCUUAAGAAUGACAAGGGAACUCAGGCUGCUGCAUCAGGUUUCAGCAUUAAGAAUGACAAGGAAACUCGUGCUAGUGCACAAGAAAAUGGAAAAGCAGGUGCAUGGGAUGAAAUCAGCCAGGCAUUGAAUGCGAAGAAAGCGGAGCUUUCUCAGGAAGAAGGCUGGGGUAAAAAUGAUGGUUCAGGAAGUAGCUCGUGGACAUCUAGGCCCUGGAGGGGUAGCGCAUUGGGUCCAACAAUGGCUCUUUUAAGAGCGCAAAGUGAGCUAUGAGGAAGAUCUGUAAUAAAUAUAUAUGGUCUGUCAAUCAGAUGAAGUGGGGCUGGUGAUUUUGUUAACUUAUGACAGUAGUAAAGGGACGUUAUUUUGGGUGUAAAAAGGAAACCUCGACGAAGUACUGUACAGUGGGAGUUAAUUUUAAGGGUCCGUAGAAGAACACCCUUUUGAAUCGUCGUGAUGAUGAUGUUAGAAUGUUGCUUAAUGAGCUCUUACGUUUCUCCUCAGAUAUGAAGAGAAACAAUUAACUGUUCUAAAA
Messenger RNA from Rosa chinensis, 2430 nucleotides. RefSeq names its product coilin. Gene Ontology annotation, molecular function: U2 snRNA binding; U1 snRNA binding. The record is from RefSeq and is a predicted model, not a curated record. Gene Ontology annotation, cellular component: Cajal body. Gene Ontology annotation, biological process: spliceosomal snRNP assembly. NCBI's taxonomy places the organism in Eukaryota, Viridiplantae, Streptophyta, Magnoliopsida, Rosales, Rosaceae. Bases 87 to 2168 code for a protein of 693 amino acids. The transcript has 13 exons.